AUGGGGAACUUCACUAUUGUGAACGGCCAAGUGUACACGCCUGGCCUGGCAAUCAUCGACGCCCCACAACCAAACACGCCGCUCGGAGGAGGCAAGCCGACCUUCGCGAUCGACGUCUCGGGAGAUGGCAAGCUCCCAUGGCCACCAUCCACGCAAUCCGCAGACUCGCCGACGCUCUUCCACAACAUCACCCUCUUCUUGACCUCCGAAACCCUGUCGCACAACUUCACCAUUUCCAAUGGCACUGAGCCAGCGAACAAUGGCACCGGCUAUGUCGGACCUGUAUUGGAUUUGGAACCCUCGUCCACAGUGAAGCACGUCAACUGGGUGUGGCCCAAGUGCCUUGUUGGCGACGGCACGAGCAGCGAUGGAUCGGCCCGAGGCGCCUAUAACAUUUCCAUGCACCAGUCUUUUCGCUGGAAUGGCACCGAUUAUUAUACGGUGUUUGACCUGCCCAUCUCAGUGACGAACAGCAUCCCCGAGAGCUCCGACCGGGUGGACUGCGCCUCGCUGGAGAACCAAGUGCUCAGCAUUGCAGAGGUUGAGAAGAGCUCCGACACGCUGCCGGGACAACCAUGGGUUCAGAAUGGAGCGAGCACUGAAACCAGUACUGGAUCGAGCGCAUCCUCAACAAAGACAAGUGCUGGGGUGGGCAUGACGAGCCAGAAAAAGAAGACGAUGCUACUUCUUGCGACCGUCGGAACGGCUUUCAGCGCGCUGCUCCACGCGCUGUGA
Messenger RNA from Penicillium daleae, 735 nucleotides. RefSeq lists its product as uncharacterized. NCBI's taxonomy places the organism in Eukaryota, Fungi, Ascomycota, Eurotiomycetes, Eurotiales, Aspergillaceae. The record is from RefSeq and is a predicted model, not a curated record. The transcript has 2 exons. Bases 1 to 735 code for a protein of 244 amino acids.